AUGGGGGUGGUGAUUUGGCUACUUGGUGUGGUGCUAACACUUGGAGCUGUAGUAGUUGGCCCCGCUGAUGGCGCCAAGAAUCACCACUACGAUUUCUCGAUUAAGGAGGCUAACUACACGAGGCUCUGCCACGAGAAGGCCAUCCUAACCGUGAACGGCCAGUUCCCCGGCCCCACCAUCUUCGCGCGUAAGGGCGAUGUAGUCGUCGUCAACGUCUACAACCAAGGCAAUAAAAACAUUACAAUCCACUGGCAUGGCGUGGACCAACCUCGGAAUCCGUGGUACGACGGGCCGGAGUACAUAACGCAGUGUCCCAUCCAGCCCGGCGCCAACCUCACCUACACAAUCAUUCUAUCCGAGGAAGAGGGUACGCUCUGGUGGCAUGCACACAGCGACUAUGACCGCACCACCAUCCAUGGCGCCAUCGUCAUCCACCCCAAGCUCGGCACCACCUUCCCUUUCAAGAAGCCGCACAAGGAGAUACCUGUCAUCCUUAGUGAAUGGUGGAAUGCCGACGUCAACUUGCUGCUUGAGGAGGCUAGGAGGACUGGCGGCGAGGUCAGUAUUUCAGAUGCUAACACCAUCAACGGCCAACCAGGAGACCUCUUCCCCUGUUCACGGGAGGGUACCUUCAAGGCAUCUGUGAAGAGCGGCAAGACAUACUUGCUCCGAAUAAUCAACGCGGGGCUCGCCAACGAUCUCUUCUUUGGCGUCGCAGGGCAUCGCCUCACCGUGGUUGGCACCGAUGCCCGCUACACCAAGCCGUUCACCGUCGAUCACAUAUUCAUCUCGCCGGGACAGACUGUGGAUGCGCUCCUCGAGGCUGACCGCAGCACAGAUGGUUCAUCCAAUGGCAGGUACUAUAUGGUGGCCCGGACGUUCGCGUCGAACACUAAUAUCGGAUUCAACAACAGCACCGCCACGGCCAUCUUGGAGUACGCAGAUGCGCGGGCUGGGACGCCAGACUUUCGUAACCUUCCGGCCAUCAACAAUCUCAAUGCAUCGCUAGAGUACACGGCGCUGCUGCGGUCCCUAGGCAGCAACGAACACCCGGUGGACGUGCCAACACACGUCGAUGAGCACAUGCUUAUCACCCUCGCCGUGAACGUGGUCCCCUGCGAAAUGGGCAACAGAACAUGUGAGGGACCAGAGCGCCACCGCCUCGCGGCGAGCCUCAACAACAUCAGUUUCCACCUCCCCUCCGUCGAUAUCCUCGACGCCUACUAUGGUGCUGUCCGGGGUGUAUACGAGGCGGACUUCCCCAACAAGCCUCCAUUCGCCUUCAACUUCACCGACGAUAUCUCUAACCUUCCCACAGAACGCUGGUUCACGAAGCGUGGCACCAAGGUGAAGGUUUUGGAGUAUGGCACUGUCGUCGAGGUGGUGUUUCAGGACACUGCCAUCCUCGGCGCGGAGAACCACCCCAUGCACCUGCAUGGGUUUGCCUUCUAUGUUGUAGGGAGGGGGGUCGGAAACUUCAACGAGACCAUGGACCCAGCUGCAUAUAACUUGAUCGACCCGCCGUUCCAGAACACCGUUACUGUGCCGAAGGCUGGUUGGGCUGCAAUUCGCUUCCGAGCAGCAAAUCCUGGUGUGUGGUUUAUGCAUUGUCACUUUGAGCGCCAUUCGGAGUGGGGAAUGGACACUGUGUUCAUCGUGAAGGAUGGCAAAGCUCUGCAAUCUAAAAUGAUGCGUCGUCCUCCAGGCAUGCCUAGGUGUUAA
Molecule: messenger RNA, 1722 nt
Organism: Lolium rigidum
Lineage: Eukaryota; Viridiplantae; Streptophyta; Magnoliopsida; Poales; Poaceae
Product: putative laccase-9
Exons: 5
Coding region: 1-1722 (573 amino acids)
Biological process (GO): lignin catabolic process
Cellular component (GO): apoplast
Molecular function (GO): copper ion binding; hydroquinone:oxygen oxidoreductase activity
Source: RefSeq, a predicted model, not a curated record